Messenger RNA from Pieris brassicae (large cabbage white), 849 nucleotides. RefSeq names its product collagenase-like. Gene Ontology annotation, biological process: proteolysis. The transcript has 5 exons. The record is from RefSeq and is a predicted model, not a curated record. The coding region runs from base 1 to 849 and encodes 282 amino acids. NCBI's taxonomy places the organism in Eukaryota, Metazoa, Arthropoda, Insecta, Lepidoptera, Pieridae. Gene Ontology annotation, molecular function: serine-type endopeptidase activity.
AUGAAGAUUCUACUAGUUGCCAUCAGUCUAGCUCUGUGCUACGCAGAGGAGCCAUUCCCAAUAACUUUGGACUACCAUGAGACCAUUGGUAUACCAAAAGCUAAUCUCAUAAGACUGGCUGAAGAGGGAAUUGACUUCGACGGUACCAGGAUCGUUGGUGGUACACCUGCUCGGCUAGGAGAACACCCUCAUUUGGCCGGCCUCCUAAUAACGCUGAUAGAUGGCCGUCAAUCUGUCUGUGGCUCGUCCCUCAUAAGUAGCACACGACUUGUGACAGCCGCUCAUUGCUGGACGGACGGCCGUGUCCAGGCAUCAUUCAUCACGGUGAUCCUGGGUUCUAUUCGUUUGUUUUCCGGCGGUACUCGAAUCGACACCAAAAAUAUCGAACCCCACUCAGGGUACAACACGCAGAACCUUAAUAACGAUGUUGCAAUCAUCAGCGUGGAGCCAGUUCAAUUAAGCAACUCAAUAAGCCCGAUAAAGUUGGCAACUGGAUCCAACUUAUAUGUGGGAGUCUUUGCCACCGCCGCUGGCUUCGGAAAGACUAGUGAUUGGAGUUCCGUGAGUCAAACACAGAACCAAGUGAGUCUCCAAGUCAUAACGAACCAGGCCUGCGCCUCCACAUAUGGGAGCAGUGUUGUCGUGUCGUCAACAAUUUGUAUUAGUGGAUCCGGUGGUAGAAGUACCUGCGGUGGUGAUUCUGGUGGACCACUAAUCAUUGGUAGCGGAGAUGACCGAGAACUUAUCGGUAUCGUAUCAUUCGGUUCAUCACGAGGAUGUCAAUGGGGAUUCCCGGCUGGAUUUGCUCGGGUCACCUCCUUCGCAUCAUGGAUUCAAGCACGCAUGUAA